This is a messenger RNA of Protopterus annectens (West African lungfish), 6607 nucleotides long. RefSeq names its product selenocysteine lyase (gene SCLY). The coding region runs from base 220 to 1566 and encodes 448 amino acids. Lineage: Eukaryota; Metazoa; Chordata; Ceratodontiformes; Protopteridae. The transcript is spliced from 13 exons. The record is from RefSeq and is a predicted model, not a curated record.
UUGUAGCGUAUGCAGCUACGCUACACAAUACCUCACAAUCUUUUUUUAAAUGUCGUUGUGUACAGCAUGCCAACAGAUGUUCUAUAACUUUUUUUGGUACUUGCGUAUUUUUUUUCACGGUUGUGUUAAUACUUAUUUUAUCAAGAAAAGGAGUGUGGAAAUUAGCCCACGAUGUAAUUUAAUGUCUGAAUUAACAGCAAGUUAACAGACAGAGAAGUGAUGCAGGUUGGAGAGAACACUUGCAUCAUCACUGCUAGUGGAGAUGGAGUGAAUGAAACAGAAAAUGACCUUCCUCAUAAAAGGAUCUACAUGGAUUACAAUGCUACAACUCCUUUGGAGCCUGAAGUCAUUGAAGCAGUGACUGAAGCCAUGAAGGAGGCCUGGGGCAAUCCAAGCAGCACCUAUGAACCAGGAAGGAAGGCCAAAGAAAUCUUGGAUUGGUCAAGAACAGCUGUUGCAUGUAUGGUUGGAGGAAAGCCAGAUGAUAUCAUAUUCACUUCUGGAGGGACUGAGGCCAACAAUCUGGUUUUCCAUACAGCUGUGAACUACUUCAAGGAUACAUGGAAGAAUUCAGGACAAAAUAGCCUUAGUGCAGACCGGGAUGCAAAAAGAUCCCUGCCUCACUUCAUCAUUUCAAAUGUUGAACAUGACUCUGUGAAAUUGGUUGUAGAGAAACUGCAAAAAGAUGGAAAAGGAGAAGUCACCUUUGUUCCUGUCUCAAAAGUAAGUGGGCGAGCUGAAGUUGAAGAUGUCAUUUCAGCAGUCAGACCAACCACUUGCCUUGUCUCUGUCAUGAUGGCCAACAAUGAAACUGGUGUAAUUAUGCCCAUUUCAGAGAUUGGUGAACGACUGAAAGUCUUGAAUCAGUCAAGAAAAGGAAAAUUUCCUAGAAUCCUGUUCCAUACAGAUGCUGCACAAGCAAUAGGGAAAGUACAUGUUGAUGUUGAAGAACUAGGUGUGGACUACCUUACCAUCGUUGGACACAAGUUUUAUGGUCCCCGGAUUGGAGCAUUGUAUGUCAGAGGACCAGCUGUUGAGUCACCUUUAUUCCCCAUGUUUUUUGGAGGAGGACAAGAAAGGAACUUCAGACCAGGAACAGAAAACACACCAAUGAUUGCCGGCCUUGGAAAGGCUGCUGAACUGGUCACUCAGAACCUUGAGGCAUACAAAGAUCAUAUGAAGAUGGUCAGAGACUACCUAGAAGAAAGACUGAUGGAUGCUUUCGGGAAGCAGAGAAUUCACUUCAACAGCCACUUUGAAGACACUGAUGUGCUUCCUAAUACGUGUAAUGUCUCUAUAAUUGGACCUAGCCUGCAGGGUCGCAAAGUGUUGUUUCGGUGUCGAAGGCUGCUGGCAAGUGUAGGUGCUGCAUGUCAUUCAGACAAAUGUGACAAGCCUUCUCAUAUCUUGCUGAGCUGUGGAAUUUCUUAUGAGAUAGCCAGCUGUGCUGUACGACUUAGUGUAGGUCGUGCCACGACUAAGGAGGAAGUUGAUGUUAUUGUAAAGGAUCUGGUUCAGGCAGUGGCUCGACUUGAACCAUGCAAUCCCGGAACAGAUGUAAGAUAAGCACAGAACCAUCUUGGAGGAGAGAGUACAUGGACUUUAUUCCAUAAAUCUGUGGGAUAUCAAAAGAUGUCUUAGCUUUUCCCAUUAAUUGCCAAAAUAAAUAGUAUUGUAUAUUUGACUAGCACAUUGUGCAGUGUGUGAAAGGAAGAGUAAAAUCUUAAUUCUAACAUCCAUGUGAGUGCAUUCGCACUUCCUUUCUUGGGACUUUACCCUUGAAGAGUCUAUAAUAGUAGAAGCAUGCAGUGCAACAUAUGUCAUUUAAGCUGAAACUGUAGUUGCCAUUAAUGAAAUCAUAAGAUUCAGAAGUUGUCACUCCCAAGUGUGGUUGUAACUUUGAGAAUCUUAGCACAGCAUUCUACAUUUGCUACACUUCUGAUCCUUUUGAAGUAUGUGUACUUAACAGUAUUUUCUUUCUCCUGUGCUGUCUUAAGUCUUUAUCAUUUCUAGAAUCUGUUUUGUGCAUUGUACAUUGCUCAGCUAAGUGAAUGUUGACGUCCUACAAGGAAUUUGAUUCACUGUGUUGCGAAACAAGUUUAAGAAUCCAUGGAGUGCUUUGAAUACCAGGAUAACAUAGGAAUGCAUGAGUAAGUUUUAGUCAUGAUUAGCUACAAAUGUUUUAUUCACUGACUAAUUACUUGGGCAGCUAUAAGAACCCUAUAAAAAUGUAUUGAAUAUCUAAGCAGGAAUUUUAGGUGUUUGACUUAACUUUAUUUAUAUUUGCCAAGUACAAUUUUCACUUUGCAGAGAUUUAGAAAUUGUAAAGGAGUAUGAGUCACCAUCUAGCGCAUCAGACUGGAUUCCCUGAUUAACUAAGUAGCUAAACACAUUUAUAGGAAACAGAAAAAAAAAAUCACUGGCUCAAAAGAAAUUACAGAACUUUGUCUCGCACAGUAAAAACACACAAGUUUUUACACCUCCUGUGUUCUAUCAAAAGGAAACAUGAAGUAUGAAACCUUGUGUGUUUUUUUCCAUGUAUAAUAAAGUUCCUUGGUUUCUUUUGUGCCAGUGGCGUUUUUUUUUUUUUUUUUUUUUUUAACUGCUGUUACUACUUUGCUAUGGAUUUGCCUGUUUAGAGCUACCGAUUUUGUGGUGUUUUUAUAGGAACACAAUAUGCUUGAUUCACAGAAUAGAUGUGUAUAUUCCUAUUGGGAUGUGACACUUAUGGAAAACUUAACUGCAGGUAAAAAUGUUCGUCACAUAGUGUAUACAAAAGAAGACCAUCCAGAGCACUCAAAAGCUUAUUUGUUUUUUUGUAUUUUUUUUCUGUGCUGCUAUGGACUUGUCACACUGCAGUAUUUUUUAACAUCAAACACCGUUCAGCUUCUCUUCAGGCAGUUUAGUCAGUUGUAGUUUAAACCUUUAUACCAGGAAGUUGAAAAUGUCAGAUUUCCUUGGUUGUUAAAGGGACAAUCCCAGCAUUUAACAUUUGUGUACAAAUUCAGGAUGACCAGCUUUCUGGUGGGGUUAAAGGGAAAUGUGUCAGACUUCCUGUAUUUUGACAUUUUUUUUUAUUCCAUGAGUGCAUAGCUUUUCUUUUAAAAAUAAGAAAACUGUCUUUCUUUCUGCUUUUUUCUUUUCUUUGCAUUUUUACAAGGUUAGCUGACUCAACCUUUGUGUAAUUGGUCUCUUGUACUUGUGGGCGCUGCGUGCAUCUGAUUACCUUUUUCUUUUCUAAUGUAAUUUGUCUUUGGAACAAUCAGAUUGAGAAAGUCUCCAUGAAAUAGCAGAUCCAUGGGAGUCUGUAAGUUGUUAGUUAAACCAAAAAGUAUGGCUUUGGGUGCUUUAUCUUGUAACCUAAAUGUCGUUUAUGGUAAAGUUUAAUGGAAAUUGCUGUUCCCAGUUGCCGACCACGAUUGUGUUAGAGCAACUCUGCUAUUUCGAAUAGUUUGUCAUCAGUCUGCUUGAUCUAAUAAAAAGGGGGGCUAAAGUGCUUUACUGUGUGUUUUAUAGCAACAGCAUCAAUACAAGUCUCAACUGUUCCUAGUUUUGCAAAAUGUCACUUACUUUGCCUCGUAUAUUGUUAUGUUCCUUAUAAAAUGUUUGAUUUUCUAACAAAGCCCUUAGGAUUAGAGUUCGUAAGUAAUGCUUUACAUUAUAGUUUCAUGAUUUUUGUGUAGAACAGUUCUGUUGAUGCAAAACCCCUGUUUGUAUCACUAAUGCCUCUACCUGGAUAUCCUGCCCACACACUCAUUGUAGAGGAAUUACUCUAACAGGUCAUUUAGCAGCUGCAUGCUUCCACUAUUACCAUUCUGACUUCAGUGCUAAACAUUGCAUCUGAUAUCAGUUUUCAUUUCUUCCUCACAUAUGGGUUCGGAUCUGAUCUGUUGUAUCCAGCUUGGCCAUUACAUUAGCUCAUGGCAACCAAAAAGCUGUUGGGCACCUCCUCUUACCGAUUUACAUAUAAAUGUCCUGGAGAUAAGAGCAGUGCUUCUAGUGUUGCAAGCCUUUCAGAAUGCUCUCCCUCGAGCAAUGGUUUCAAUUCAAUCAGACAACAUGUCGGUGGUCUGGUGCAUAAACAAACAGGGAGGAACCAGAUCAUGCCACCAGUGUCGAGAAGCACUCCGGGUGUGGCAUUGGGCGAUCUCUUCCAAUCAUUUUCUUGUAGCAAUGCACAUUCCAGUAAAGUCCAGCGUGAUAGUGGACAGGCUGAGCAGAUCCAUUCUCAUGCAUUACGAGUGGUCCCUCAACCACAAAGUUGUGGAAGAAAUUUUCUGCAGAUGGGGCCAGCCUUACUGAGACCUUUUUGCUUCCCCCCUGAACAACAAAUGCAGCAGCUACUUUGCCCUAAUUCCCCUGACUGGGGAGUCGCUGGGGGAUACUCUGAUACACAAGUGGCCUCCUGUAUGCCUUUCCCCUACUCCCUUGAUUCACAGAUUUCUCCAGAAAGCAAACAGGUUGAAGAGAAUGGUAGUCCUCAUUGCCCCUUUUUAUCCUCAACAAAUCUGGUUUCCUUUCAUUUGGCCUCAUUUGCAGAGAAAACCUUGGACUCUAGAUCCCACUCCAGACCUAGUGUCACAUCCGACAGGAAUGCUUUAUCCCAGUCUGUCCAACCUCAAACUGACAGCUUGGUUUCUCCAAUUCCACUAAUAGCCUGACAGCCUAUGCUCUUCUCCCCAGUCUGUCAUAUUUUACUAUCUUCCCGUAAAUCUUCCACUCAAAAACUUUAUAUGAGCACAUAGAAAAGAUUUGUAUCCUAGCUCAACAACAUGAUGUAGAUCCCUUCGCUGCACCAAUCCACUCUAUCCCUUUUUGAUAAUAAUAUGAUGAUAAUAGAGCAGCUACCUCUACAACUGAAGUGCAAUUAGCAGCAAUGUCUGAAUUUUACAUUGGGAGAGAUAACUCAUCACUGAUCUCCCACACAUUCUGUAAAGCCUUUGUAAAGGGAACCCUUUUGCUAAGACCACCUCCUAAGGAUACCUCCCCUCCAUGGGACCUAAACUUAGUGCUGCAUUUUAUCGUCCAGCCCCCAUUUGAACCUGUAGCGCAAUGUAAUAUAACAUUUUUAUCUUGGAAGACCAUCUUCCUAGUGGCCAUUACAUCUGCUAGAAGAAUAUCAGAGAUUCAGGACUUAUUUUUUCCAGUCUCCAUACCUGAUUUUCCAUAAAGAUAGUUUCCUUUUGCAGCAACCCCUCCUUUGUUGUUUCAGAGUCCAAUAUCAAUCGAACCAUUAACUUGCCUGUUUUCUUCCAUAACUUCAGUAACGAAGGUGAAUACGUACUGAAUUUGCUGGAUGUCCAUAGGCAAUUACGUUUUUAUCUAUACAGGAUGAAAGAGUUUAGGAAGGCAAAUUAAUUAUUUGUCUCCUUAUAGAGGAAUUAAUCUAACAGGUCAUUUAGCAGCUACAUGCUUUCCACUCUUACCAUUCUGACUUCAGUGCUGAACAUUGCUUUGCAGUCUUUGUAUAUAGAUUGAUCACAAGUGCUGCUUGUUUAUUAAUAAUAGUAAUAGUAAUUAUUAUUAUUAUUGCUAUGACUUGCAGUUCUGUUCCACAACACUGUAUGCCUACAACUACAAGUGUCAGUCGUGUUUUCUACACUCUAGGGCACCAAGAAUAUAUGGGGACUGUUGGAACUGCCCAGUGCAGCCACACUGGACAUUAUAUGAACAAAAUGGAUUACCCAGCUAAAUGCUUCACAACUCAGCUAGUUCUGCCUCUAGCAAGAUGUAAGUGCUGAAUUUGGCUGGUGGAUGCAAUACAGAAUGUGUGUACCUGGUCAAAGAUGUAGGAGUUAAUUUGGUGGCUGCCAAAAAAGCAAUUACUAGAAAAUGGAAAUUAAAACCUAAACUAAUAAUUCUUAAAGUAGUGACUGAGAUAAAAGAACAGGAAGUGGGAGCUUUAGAAAACACCAGGAGUAAAGUACAUAAAAAAAUGGAAAUCGUGGGAACAAUGUAUGAUGAAAGAGGUUUUUGCAGAGGAAUGAAGUUUAAGAGAAUGCAGGAAUUGAACAGUUUAUGUAAUUUUGCUUUGAUUAUAUGACAUAUAACAAUGUAUGUGAUGUAUAAUGUUUGUAAAUGUCAACUUAUUAAUAUGGUUUGAUUACUUUUAUAUAAAUUUAAGUUUGCCUAUGUCCCAAGUGAUCGUUCCAUAAAGGUGUUUAAAAAAAGGAGUUGGAGUUUAAUGCUGUUAUUCUGUUAAAUACUUUCUGAUCCUGUGUAUUAUUGAUUGUUUUGUUUAUUGAUUUAUUGUCCAGAGAUUAAGAUGAAUGAACUGAAGAUAGAUAGAUAUUUUAUUGAGAGAGUCAGCAAAACAAAUCCUGAAAACACAACAUCUUAAGUUUUUUAUUAAGUUUGCUUACUCCACGCAAUACUUUAAAGGUUAUAUUAUGGAAAGUAGCACUUGCUAUGAUCACAAAAUAAAUAUAAUGUUGCUGUAAUUUUCUUCAUUGAGUUUUAUCCACAGUGUUACUGUAUGUGCCUUGAAGAUUUUACGAUAUUUAAUGCUUGCUGUUUAUUUUGUUUCCUAUAUUUGUUUGCUAUGAUUGUUCUUACAUAUAAUGUGUUGCUAUUGAAAGCAAUAAAACUAAUGAGCAUUCACUUUUAA